ACUACUACUACUGCCACUACUAUUCCUGCUUCUGCUGCUAAAAUCCCCUGGCGGUGGGGGAGAGAAGUCGAAACAGAAGGCGCAGUCUUGGGCACUCUACUUCUUUGGCACCGUGCCAAGAUACCACACCGUCCCAAUGUGUGCCGCCGGUGGAGGACUGAUAAUAUGUCGCCGCUUACUGCUGUCACUCACAGUAUUCGAGGUGUUCCUGUCGCAACUUCCCACAGUCCAAUCCGAAGGUAUGCGCUAUGGCAUAGCUAAGUCGGAUAAACGGAGCGUGUGUCGCAUGUUCUCGGAGCCCGACGAGGACAAGAAGGAAUUCUACUCGCCUAUGUACCCCAUGGAGUACCCGAAUAAUACGGAAUGCAUCCUUAAACUAGAAGGUAGGUUCUUUAUCCUCAAACUAGAAGGCAAAAUCAGUAACCUCAAACUAAAAGGUCAGUUCUCUAUCCUCAAACUGGAAGGUAAAUUCAUUAUCCUCAAACUGGAAGGUAAAUCCAGUAUCCUCAAACUAGAAGGUAAAUUCAGUAUCCUCAAACUAGAAGGUAAAUUCAGUAUCAUCAGACUGGAAGGUAAAUUUAGCGUCCUCGCUACUGGAAGUACCCAGCCCCAUGUACACCUGACGAAGGAUAUUCAAAAUACCCUGUCGCCCAAACAACAGCCGAACUUUCGGAUACGUCAUCCGAAUUCGACUUCCCGCGACUUACUACCACCUUGGAGUCGCCGGACGGAAAGUAGCGGAACUACGACUCUCCUGGAGAUACGCGACGGCGCGCACGCAUACUCCGAGCUCAUCGGCAAGUUCUGCGGCGACGAUUUUCCUCCGAUAAUCACCUCCAAGGACAACUAUCUGUGGCUGAGGUUCACCUCGGACGAAAACAUCCAGUACAGGGGAUUCCGGGCUGUCUACACCUUCAUCAAGAGCGUAGCAGUGGGACGCCCCGAAAUUUCGGAAUGCCUGUUCCAGACUUCCGGGAUCCAGGGCUUAAUCACCAAUGUGAAUAUAAGUGACGAGAGGAAAACCUACACCAGGAAGUACAGUCAUGAGAUCGACUGUACUUGGGUCAUCACCGUCAAGGAAGACGAAAAGAUCUACCUGUUCUUCGAGGUCUUCAAGCUGAGUCAGCCGAACGAGUGCGAGGUGAACUAUGUCGACAUCUUCGGCGAGAACACCGACCUCAAGAACCGGAUUAAGCACUACUGCGGCUCGGUGGCCGACCCCAUCACCUCCAAGACGAACGUCAUCUACUUCAGGUUCUUCGCGAUGCCAGACGCCAUAGACUCGAAUUUCAGGGCCUGGUUCACCGCCUACAGGGACCGCAUCCCCGCCGGAGAGAAAGAUGACAACAAAACCUGCAAACCGGAGGAGUAUGAUUGCGACGACGCGACCUGCAUUGACCUCACACUCAAAUGCAACGGCAUCAAGAAUUGCAGGCACGAAUACGACGAGGAAGGAUGCGACUCUCUCCAGAAUCUGAAAUUCGACAUCAGAUCGGAGCACAUCAUCGUGAUCCUGACCCUGGGAUGUGGCCUGCUCGGCGGGAUGUGCUUCGCGAUGUGCUUCAACUGCAUCAAGAAACUCAUCAGAGACGGUCGGCAAAUUCACGAGAACAUCCGACGGUCCCGCGAGCAGCUGGAGGAGCGCAGCCAGAGCAUGUCGGCGACGUCGUCGCCCCGCGUCGUCUACCGCCCCACCAUCAACGAGGACGGGCCCUGCUACAUCUCCGACGCCAAGACCAACGGCCACCCCUGCAUCAGGCCGGAAUCCGAGUCGGAGACCGAAGGCGACGAGGAGGAGGACGACGAGGACGUCGACGACCUGGAGGAGUCCUGCGUCGAGAUGCGCGACUGCGAGUGCCAGACCAGGGACUCCCUCCUCACGCAGAGGGACUCGGGACAGACGCAGAUCCCCAUGACGCCCCCUCCGCCCCCGCCCCCCAACAGACGCCCGCCGGGUCUUCCCCCUCUGAGUCCCGGACCUCCGCCGGCGGUGCCCACCCCGCCGCCUCCCCCGGGUAGCCAUUACGGCCGUGCCCCCCCGGGCCCGCCGCCUUCCGACCACUACGGUUCCUACGGGCGGCCGCCGGUGCCCAGACACAACGACCCGUACGAGGUGGACGACCAGUCGGACGACUCCUACGCCCAGCGGUACCGGGCAGAGGCUGUCAUCGAGAUGAGAGACAAGGGCCAGUACGAGCCGACGAAGUCGCCCAAGACCACGCCCGACGUGCUGGCCACGCAUUGAGGGCGGCCGUCGGUAGCGGAUUGUCAAGAUUUCGUACCAUUCUCCAACUGGGUGAAGGAGGAGGAGGAGAAUGCAGAAUCAAAUUGGGGGGUUUCCUGAAGGGGGAACCGCGUGUCUUGGCUGGUUACUACUAAGCCUCGCACCUCUCUCUCUCUCUCUCUCUCUCUCUCUCUCUCUCUCUCUCUCUCUCUCUCUCUCCGCCUUCCUAAGGGGAGGAACCUCCUCGACCUGCGAAUUGGUCGUAACAAUGACCUUUCUUUCUUUCAACUCCCGUCAGUCCCACACGUCGCAAGAAUGAGUUCCCCAGACCCCCCAUCCCUCCCCAUCCCCACACCUUUUUGGUUUUGUUUGAAGGAUUCGUGAAAGAAUCCUGCAAUGGUUGAUGAGUCCUGCAGCCUGGGAGCUCACAAGGACUCCUGUUUCCUCAAGUCAAUCAAUUUUGAAUGACCUUCACGAAAACGCGAAGGUCUUUGGUUUCAUUUUUUUGGUCCCUGGCGAAAGAAUACUCUUGAAAAGCCAGGGUGUUGUAUAUAUAUAUAUUUUUUUCGAUUUUUAGAAAAAAAAAUUUUUUUUUUGCUAGUUUCGUUUACAAGGUGUUGCAUGAGUUGAAAAAAAAAAUUAAUCACGUCGUCUGAUACAAAGAUGACAAAGAGUCCUAUGGACAAUCUAUAAUUUUUUUCUUUUAUUUUAUUAUCAUUAUUUUUCAUUUAAAGAGACUUAGAGAAUCAACCCUUCCCACACGACAGUCCAAGUUUGAAAACACUGCCUUGAGAAAAAUGAAUGUUAAUGGUAAGAUUAAGAAAAAAUUUAAACUUAAUGAUAAGACUUGGCGCUUUUUUCUCUCUUUCUAUAUUUUUCGAAAAGUGGCCGAAUAAAUUGAGAUGUUUUCUUUUCAUGAGAUACAUUUUCUGGCUGUGAGUUUUAUCAGAAAAAACUCAUUUCGUUCGAAGAGACUUUUACAGAUUUCGUUAAAGAUAUCAUUCUUUUCAUAUUCAGUUGAAGUGUAAUUCAUCGUGGCAAACUUGGGUAAUUAAGCUGACUUCGAAAUAAAUAAAUAAAUAAAUAAACAAAUAAAUAAAUAAAUAAAUAUAGUCGUUAUUACACACUUAAAAAUUAGGAAAAUUAGAAUUCACAAAAGCCAAUGCACUCAAAAUAGAAUUACUAACUAAAUUUGAUACGAAGAAUUGCUCAAAUUUUACGGCAUAUUUAUACGUAUUACGUUUGUAUUUGUAUGCCCAGAUACACACACACACACACACACACA
Messenger RNA from Macrobrachium nipponense, 3509 nucleotides. Its product is annotated as neuropilin and tolloid-like protein 1. Lineage: Eukaryota; Metazoa; Arthropoda; Malacostraca; Decapoda; Palaemonidae. The record is from RefSeq and is a predicted model, not a curated record. Gene Ontology annotation, molecular function: protein binding.